This is a messenger RNA of Trichoderma aggressivum f. europaeum, 1131 nucleotides long. RefSeq lists its product as uncharacterized. The record is from RefSeq and is a predicted model, not a curated record. Gene Ontology annotation, cellular component: mitochondrion. The coding region runs from base 1 to 1131 and encodes 376 amino acids. The transcript has a single exon. NCBI's taxonomy places the organism in Eukaryota, Fungi, Ascomycota, Sordariomycetes, Hypocreales, Hypocreaceae. Gene Ontology annotation, molecular function: oxidoreductase activity.
AUGGCUUCCAAGACUUCUCUUCCUUCCACGCAUCGAGCUCUUGUUCUGCAUUCUCUCGACACCCCCUUGAAAGUCGAGCAGCGGCCUACGCCACAAGUAUCACCAGGCAACGUUGUUAUCCGAGUGCUCGCCGCCAAUGUCCUCUCCUACGGCCGCGACAUCCUCGACGGCACUCGUCCGUAUCCUUAUCCCAAGCCGUACAUCCCCGGCGGCAGCGCAGUGGGAAGAAUAGCUGCCGUGGGAUCGGACUGCAGCACCUUUACCCCUGGGCAGCUGGUCCUUGUGGACAUCAUGAUGCGUGCUCGAGACGAUACGUCGGCGAGUUACUUGUUGGGUAUUCACAAUGGGUUCUCUAGCACGACGGUCAAGCUUGCCACUGAUGAGUGGAGGGAUUCGACUUAUGCCGAGUAUGCAAAGAUUCCUCUCGAGAGCUGCUAUCCUUUGGAUGAGGCUCGGCUGCUGGGAGAACCUGCGAGCGGUGGUUUGGGAUAUACUGUUGAUGAUUUGGCGUAUAUACACCGGCUUCUGGUGCCCUUUGGAGGAUUCAGGGAUGUUGAUCUCAAGGUUGGAGAGACUAUUCUCAUCGGUCCUGCCACGGGACCUUAUGGCACUGCGGCCGUGAGCCUUGCUCUCGCUCUGGGAGCCAAAGUGGUCGCUAUGGGAAGAAAUGCUCAAGUACUGGAGAAGCUCGCGGCGAUGAGCGAUAAAGUCAAGACAGUUCAAAUCACAGGAUCAGUAGGGGCAGACACGGAAGCCAUCAAAAAGCACGGCCCAAUCGACGUCUUCUUCGACAUUUCGCCUCCCGUAGCCGCAGAGUCGACGCACAUCAUGAGCGGGAUCCUGUCCCUGGCACACUCGGGCCGUGUAAGUCUGAUGGGCGGCAUCGCGGGCAACAUUUCCAUCCCGUACGGCGCCAUCAUGUUCAACGACCUGAAGCUGCAGGGCAAGUUCAUGUACGAGCGGAAGGACGUCAGGAUGCUGAUCAAGAUGGUGGAGAAGGGCAUCAUGGGGCUGGGCAAGAAGGUUGGGGCUCGCGUUGAGGGAAAGUUUGGGCUUGAGCAGUGGGAUGAGGCGUUUACGGCUGCGAAGGAGAAUGCUGGACCGGGGCAAUUUGUUAUUAUUGCUCCGUGA